Molecule: messenger RNA, 1536 nt
Organism: Colletes gigas
Lineage: Eukaryota; Metazoa; Arthropoda; Insecta; Hymenoptera; Colletidae
Exons: 1
Coding region: 1-1536 (511 amino acids)
Source: RefSeq, a predicted model, not a curated record
AUGGUCGAAGUAUAUGACAGGGAGCGCAGAGCGAUCGAGUGUCGCACGCUCAUAGACACGUGCUCGAGCGCCAAUUUCAUGACCGAAGCCCUCGCCGCGAAAUUAAACCUUCCCCUGGAAACAUGCGCAGUCAAGAUCGAAGUCUUAAAUCAAGAAGACACGACGACGAACAAUCUUCUGACGGCCACGGUAAAAUCGCGGACAUCGAAUUUCAAACGGACGCUGAAAUUCUUCACGGUACCGCGAAUAGCCAAUAGAAUCCCGGAUCAACAAAUCGACCGCGCCAGAAUUCCGAUACCGAAAAACGUGAAAUUGGCCGAUCCGCAAUUUCACCGCCCGGCUCCAGUUGACAUGCUUAUAAGCGCCGGACCGACGAUGGCAAGCUUAAGCAUAGGUCAACUGAACCUCUCCUCCAAUGAGCAGUCGGAUCUGAUUCUGCAGAAAACCCAAUUUGGAUGGGUCAUCGGGGGGAGCGGCCCCACGGCAACGGCGCGCGCGAAACACCGGACAUUCUUCGCUACCCCGGAUUUCGAUUUACAAAAAUUCUGGGAGUUAGAGGAGGGUCCCCACAUCCGACAUUUAUCGGCAGAAGAGCAGGAUUGCGAAGAUCAUUUCAAGGAUCAUAUUAAACGCGAUAAAUCGGGACGGUAUGUCGUCGCGUUACCCUUCAACGGAAGGGAGUCCGAGCUUGGAGAGUCACGAUCGCGCGCUCUCACUCGUUAUUUGUCGCUCGAACGGAAAUUUAAUCGCGACGCGGAAUUAAAACGCGAAUACGUGGCCGUAAUCAAAGAUUACUUAGAGCUCGGGCACAUGAGCGAGGUAAACGAGGCCAGCAAUACGGACGGAUUCUACCUGCCGCAUCAUGCCGUCGUAAAAUCAUCGAGCACCACCACUAAGGUCCGAGUCGUAUUCGACGGUUCGGCAAAAUCGAGUAGCGGACUUUCGCUUAACGACGGCCUCAUGACCGGGCCCACCAUCCAAGACGAUUUGUUCGCCCUCCUUAUGCGUUUCCGUACGCACAACUAUGUUCUCACCGGAGACAUAGAAAAAAUGUAUCGGCAGUUCCUCGUCCGUCCGGAGGAUCGUCGAUAUCAGCAAAUCUUGUGGCGCGACGACGACGGACGCAUUAAGGCAUAUGAACUGAAUACAGUCACAUUCGGAUUAUCAUCAGCUCCAUAUCUCGCGGUCAGAUGCCUACAACAGCUGGCCGAAGACGAAAGUUCGCGAGCCCCGAUCGCGGCGAAGGUGGUAACGCAAGAUUUGUACGUAGAUGACUUGCUAACCGGAGCCAAUACUUACGCGCAAGCCUUACAUUUACGAGACUCUGUCAUCGACCUCCUAAAACGCGGAGGAUUGAAUAUUCGACAGUGGGUAUCGAACGACCCGCGAUUGUUAACCGGAUUACCGACGGAACAAAUCCACCCAAAAUUUUUCGGCGACUCAUCCAUCAAAACCUUGGGACUUUCAUGGGACGCUCGCAACGAUGAAAUAGUCUAUACGGUGGACCUCCAAACCGACGCGAAAAUAACCAAAUGA